Mesitornis unicolor (brown roatelo) is the source of this 1158-nucleotide messenger RNA. RefSeq names its product opsin-VA-like. The record is from RefSeq and is a predicted model, not a curated record. Gene Ontology annotation, cellular component: membrane; photoreceptor outer segment. Gene Ontology annotation, molecular function: G protein-coupled receptor activity. The coding region runs from base 1 to 1158 and encodes 385 amino acids. NCBI's taxonomy places the organism in Eukaryota, Metazoa, Chordata, Aves, Mesitornithiformes, Mesitornithidae. The transcript is spliced from 5 exons. Gene Ontology annotation, biological process: visual perception; G protein-coupled receptor signaling pathway.
AUGGAUGUGUUCAGAGCACUGGACAAUGAGUCGCUGCUGCCCAGCGCCGCUGGUCCUGCGGGAUGGGAUCCCUUCCGCUGCCCCCUGGACUCCAUCCAGCCCUGGCACUUCAGGCUCCUGGCGGCCCUGAUGCUGGUGGUCACUUCCCUGUCGCUUGCCGAGAACCUGGCAGUGAUCCUGGUAACCCUGAAGUUCAAGCAGUUGAGACAACCUGUGAACUAUGUCAUCGUCAACUUGUCGGUGGCCGACUUCCUGGUCUCACUGAGUGGUGGCACCAUCAGCUUUUUAACGAAUCUGAAAGGUUAUUUUUAUAUGGGAUACUGGGCUUGUGUGCUGGAAGGAUUUGCAGUCACAUUUUUUGGCAUUGUUGCUCUCUGGUCCCUCGCUCUGUUGGCUGUUGAGCGGUACAUCGUGAUCUGCCGCCCGCUGGGAAACGUGCGCCUGAGAGGGAAGCACGCAGCCCUUGGCAUUGCCUUUGUGUGGGGCUUUUCCUUCAUCUGGACCAUCCCACCAACGAUGGGCUGGAGCAGCUACACCACCAGUAAGAUCGGAACUACCUGCGAGCCGAACUGGUACUCGGGAGCUUAUAUCGACCAUACGUACAUUAUCGCGUUGUUCAUCACCUGCUUCGUAGUGCCGUUAUCGGUGAUUUUGGUAUCCUACGGAAAGCUGAUGCGGAAGUUAAGAAAGGUGUCAGAUACGCAAGGCAGGCUGGGAACCAGCAGGAAACCUGAGCGACAAGUGACCAGGAUGGUGGUGGUGAUGAUUGUCGCCUUCCUGAUCUGCUGGACGCCAUACGCCGCCUUUUCUAUCCUGGUCACUGCACGCCCCUCCAUCGACCUGGACCCGCGUCUGGCAGCAAUCCCAGCUUUCUUCUCCAAAACCGCUACUGUUUAUAACCCAGUUAUCUAUGUCUUCAUGAACAAACAGUUCCGCAGGUGCCUGGUUCAGAUGUUCAGCUGCAGGGGCACAGACGCCCCUGAGUCUAGCGUGAACCCGACCUCGGAGCGAGCGAUGCUGACCCUGGACAAGAGGGGCAGCGAGAUGUCCACCCUGGCAGCACACAGCGCCGCUACCAAGAGACCCGAGGGUGAACACAGAAAUUGCCCAUCUUUUGCUCAGUUGGCAACUUCAGAAAAUAAAAUCUGUCCCAUGUAG